AGUAGAAAUAAUAUAAAAAUGAGGUAGUUCAGUAUUAAAUUCAUUCCAAGUUCUACGAAGACACAACCAUGUCCACUUUUUCUUUACUGCUGCUUUGCAUACAAGCUUGCUUGAUUCAGCAAGCGUACAGCCAAGCUCUCUUGGGUGGGUAUGGUCUGGGCCCUCGCGCUUCAAUCGACACCAUUGGCGGCUACGGGUACAACAAUGGCUUGGCCGGAAUUGGCGGCCUGGGAUUGACUAACGCUGGUGGCUUGGGAUUGGUUAACGCUGGUGGCAUAGGAUUGGCUGGAGCUGGACUCGGCAUCAACUCUGGACUCGGUCUUGGACUUAACGCUGCCGGGCUAGGCGUUUCUGGUCUCGGCGGGCUCGGCAUCGCCGGCGGCUACGGCGGCGUGGGUAACGGCGCGCUCGCCGUCUCCGGAGAGCUGCCAGUUGCUGGCACCACGGUCGUCACUGGCGCCGUGCCAGUGCUCGGCGCUGUGAGCUUCAGCGGCAACUUGCCAGCUGCUGGCGCCGUCUCCAUCUCCGGCAACUGCGGAUGCGGUGGUGUUCCAUAUGGGAGCUAUUAAUUGACCAACUUGACAACAAAAAUAAAUGCAAAUUCUUAUAUUUA
Messenger RNA from Plodia interpunctella (Indianmeal moth), 613 nucleotides. Its product is annotated as chorion class CA protein ERA.1-like. Lineage: Eukaryota; Metazoa; Arthropoda; Insecta; Lepidoptera; Pyralidae. Gene Ontology annotation, cellular component: egg chorion. Bases 69 to 569 code for a protein of 166 amino acids. Gene Ontology annotation, molecular function: structural constituent of egg chorion. Gene Ontology annotation, biological process: multicellular organism development; chorion-containing eggshell formation. The record is from RefSeq and is a predicted model, not a curated record. The transcript has 2 exons.